CGGUGCAACAGGUCCAAACCGAAAUCUGAAUCUUCAAAUCUCCGAUGCUAGUCGAGCGUAGUCGGCCAUCGCUUGACGAACGGUUGCAAAUUUUCGCGCGGGCUCGCGAUUUAUAUUCAACGUAUAUCUCAUUCUUUUCCCGUAUAAGGAUUAUAUUCUUCUUACUCAGUCCUUUUGCACUUCAUUUGGGUUAUUUUGUUUGUCUUUGAAUUCAAGGAUUUAACGGUUAUUUCAAAAAUAAAAUCAACACGGGUCGACAUGCAAACAAUGCCGGCCUCAGAGGGAAAAGCAUCCGGACGCUUGUCCAAAUUCAAGAACAACAGCAGGCAUGAAGAUGUUCGAAGGAGGAGGAACGAGGUUUCGGUUGAGCUGCGUAAGGCUAAAAGAGAUGAUCAGCUAUUGAAACGUCGGAACAUCAGUGUUGGAUCUGAGCCGCAGAGCCCCCCAGGGGAUAAUGAGACUGCGGUUCAAAUCAACAUGAGUAUUGAAGAAAUUAUUGCUGGCAUGAAUUCUAGCGAUGAGCCUAUUCAACUUCAGGCUACGCAGGCUUGUCGCAAGAUGUUGAGCAGAGAGAAAAAGCCUCCAAUUGACAACAUGAUUCGCCAAGGCAUUGUUCCACGUUGCAUCGAAUUCCUUAGCUAUGAUCACAAUCCGGCUCUUCAAUUUGAGGCUGCCUGGGCCUUAACCAAUGUGGCUUCAGGUACAUCAGAGCAAACUAACGUAGUAAUCAAACACGGCGCAAUUCCUCGUCUAACUGCCUUGCUCAAAUCUCCAUCUCUAAAUGUGGCCGAGCAGGCAGUUUGGGCACUAGGAAAUAUCGCCGGUGACGGACAUGUCGCCCGUGAUCUGGUUCUAGCUCACAGAGCUCUCCCAUCGCUUCUGGAAUUAGUGAAGCCUGAUACUCAAGUAACAUUUGUUCGCAACAUUGUUUGGACAUUGUCGAAUUUAUGCCGCAACAAAAAUCCACCACCAGACUUCGAAAAUAUCAAAGCUUGUCUGCCAGUCUUAAAUCGUCUCCUUAGCUAUCCAGAUGACGAUAUACUAGCUGAUGCGUGUUGGGCCCUUUCUUAUAUGACCGAUGGCUCAAACGACAAGAUAGAAGCUGUCGUUGAAUCUGGAGUUGUCCCAAAGCUGGUUGAACUGCUAGCCUCCCCUACAAUAAGUGUGCUUACUCCUGCGCUCAGAGCAGUUGGAAAUAUUGUCACAGGCAAUGAUGUUCAGACAGAUGCGAUAAUUGCAGCAGGAGGAUUGCAACACUUAGCCAUGUUGUUGCAACACAAACGAAUGAACAUCAUGAAAGAAGCUGCAUGGACAAUUAGCAACAUCACUGCAGGAAACUCUGAUCAAAUUCAACACGUUAUCAAUGCCGGCCUACUACCUCCCCUUUUACAAGUUCUUCAAUUUGGUGACUUCAAGUCUCAAAAAGAGGCUGCUUGGGCCGUAACAAACUUGACUUCAGGGGGCUCAAUACAGCAACUUGCGCUGCUUGUACAGCUUGGAGUCUUGACACCCUUCUGUACGCUUUUGGAGGCCAAGGAUUGGAAGACUGUGCUUGUUGUUUUGGAUGGCUUGAAAAACCUUCUCAAUGCUGCUCAGAAAAUGGGUGAAGUCGACCGUGUCGCCAUUUUAAUUGAAGAAGUUGGGGGUCUUGAUAAACUGGAAGCUCUUCAACACCAUGAAAACGUACAAGUUUAUCAGCAGGCCAUGGUUCUGAUUGAUACAUUCUUUUCAGAAGGGGAAGCCGAAGAUACGAGUGUUGCACCGACAACAACAAAUGGGCAGUUAGAAUUUCAAGCCACAGACCUGAAUCCGCAGGGAGGUUUCCAAUUUUAAAGAUAUGUUCCUUUUUAUAAACAAAAACUUCAUUCUGCGUCUGGGAAACCAUUUGAUAUUUGUAAAUAUUUACAGUCAUUUUCAGUAAUACACACAUAAGAAAAACCGUAUUGAUAAUUCAUCAUUCAAACAUAUUUAGUACUGAGUCUUCAAUCAAUGCCUUAAUUGAGUUAUAGAAAAAGAUUUUUAUACAGUAGAAGAAAUUGAACACACCUGUAAUUGAUUAGUAAAACUUUUGAAGAAAUAUUUUAUUUAAAUUUCAAUUUCCGAAGACUCGUGCCUUAUUCCAUGUAAGCGUUAAUCUAAGUGUAUCAUAUUAUCUGAACUGAAUAAUAUUUAGAACCUUGAUAUGUAAGAUCAUGUUUUACGAACUAUAAGUAUUCUAUUUUAGUUUUAUGGUGAGUUAACAAAAUGUGGUUCCAAAUUUUUCCUUUUUUCUGUUCUCCCAUUAUCUUAUACAAUAAAAUUUUUUAUACAAAAUA
Diprion similis is the source of this 2315-nucleotide messenger RNA. It is a transcript of the gene Pen, whose product is annotated as importin subunit alpha. Gene Ontology annotation, biological process: NLS-bearing protein import into nucleus. Gene Ontology annotation, molecular function: nuclear import signal receptor activity; protein binding. NCBI's taxonomy places the organism in Eukaryota, Metazoa, Arthropoda, Insecta, Hymenoptera, Diprionidae. The record is from RefSeq and is a predicted model, not a curated record. The transcript has 8 exons. Bases 259 to 1833 code for a protein of 524 amino acids. Gene Ontology annotation, cellular component: nucleus; cytoplasm.